AUGCCGGAGCAGCCUGAUUACGGUCUCGGUGUGGGGUCUAGUGGAUCACCGCCUUCGCCGGCUGCACCCCUCCCGUCUCCAUGCUUUGUGCAUUCGUAUCUCGAUGCGGGUCUAGGUUCCUCUGCUCGCAGAGCGUGGCCAAACAGAAGCGAUUCGCACGUCCAUACAUCGAGAGAGCGAGGUGCGGAGGUCUAUGCUCCCGCGGGCUACUUUGAAAGCGAGCACGAGAUGCGAUCGAGUCCGCGAGCUGCCGCCGGCUCCAGGCCUCGUCGCAGGGUCCACAUCCCUCCCUCCCAUCGGCAUUCUAGAGGAGCAGCCGAGCCGAGCAGCGAGAACUCGCACAGUGGGAGCGAAGGCGGGAGCAGUACAGGCGGCUCUGUCUCGGACAGCGAGAGCGAUCACAUGCGGAGCUUGACGCGACAGCUUGCCGAGACUGCAGUCGGCGUGCGAGAGAUGAGCAAGCAGCUUGGUGAGUAUGGUUAGUGGUGCUUCAUGCACGACUCGUUUGCUCACGCAGAUCUCAUCACAGGCCAAGCGAGAGUCAAGUCCAACAUCCACUCGGUCUUGAUCAUCACAAAGGCACGAGAUAAUCAUCUCAUCUCAUUGACGCGCGAGCUCGCCAUCUGGCUGAUGCAGACGCCCAGGAGGGGCAGAGAUACGGGACUUGUCGUGUGAGUCGUGUGCCUUUUCCCCCCCUCGCAUUAUUCUCCUAGCUGACGGUCGGGACACCGCUUCCUCACGCAGCUACGUCGACUCGCAGCUGCGCAACUCUAAGCGUUUUGAUGUGCAAGGCAUACGACGAGACCACCCGCAAUUUUUUGAACGCGUGCAUCGUGGUCAGCAUUCGUCGCAAGCCUCCGCCUCUACGCCCAAAAGUGCAGGAUUCGAGAUGCCAAGUGCUACGUCAAGCGCUUCGAGCAGCUCGAGCCAGUCUCGUGAAGAUGGCCAGCUCCGCUUCUGGACGAGCGACAUGUGCAGCCGUAGUCCGCACCUGUUCGAUAUCGUCGUGACAGUGAGUGCGCGUGGGUGCACGGAUCCGAUGCAGGCCCCUCACACUCUCAGCGUCCCGUCUCUCAGCUGGGCGGAGACGGUACUGUGCUAUUCUGCUCUUGGCUAUUCCAGCGAAUCGUUCCCCCAGUGGUGCCAUUCGCACUGGGCUCGCUUGGAUUCUUGACCAAUUUCGACUUUUCCAACUACGCCAAGGUGAUGAAUUCAGCCCUUGAGGAUGGGAUACGAGUCAACUUGCGCAUGCGUUUUACAGCAACCGUAUACGUGA
Messenger RNA from Ceraceosorus bombacis, 1276 nucleotides. The record is from the annotation of a GenBank genome assembly. Lineage: Eukaryota; Fungi; Basidiomycota; Exobasidiomycetes; Ceraceosorales; Ceraceosoraceae.